This is a messenger RNA of Penicillium odoratum, 2076 nucleotides long. RefSeq names its product Zn(II)2Cys6 transcription factor domain-containing protein. Gene Ontology annotation, biological process: cellular response to starvation; regulation of DNA-templated transcription. The transcript is spliced from 3 exons. Gene Ontology annotation, molecular function: zinc ion binding; DNA-binding transcription factor activity, RNA polymerase II-specific; RNA polymerase II transcription regulatory region sequence-specific DNA binding. The record is from RefSeq and is a predicted model, not a curated record. NCBI's taxonomy places the organism in Eukaryota, Fungi, Ascomycota, Eurotiomycetes, Eurotiales, Aspergillaceae. Gene Ontology annotation, cellular component: nucleus. Bases 1 to 2076 code for a protein of 691 amino acids.
AUGAACAUGGAAGCCAAGAACGGCACCCCGGUCCCCAUGGACGGCGAUCGCGAUUCCGCCGAUAUCACUGAAUAUUCGGAGCCACUGGACUCCGGCAGAGAGAAGUCUAAUGGCAAUGUGAAGGCCGAAAAUCGCAAAGCUGCGAAUGCUAAAGAUCCAUCGCGACCGCGGCGGAAAAAGGCCCGCCGAGCUUGUUUCGCCUGUCAGCGAGCUCAUUUGACGUGCGGCGACGAGCGACCAUGUCAGCGCUGCAUUAAGCGGGGUCUACAAGAGGCUUGUCAUGAUGGUGUUCGUAAAAAGGCCAAGUAUCUGCACGAUGCCCCGGACGGAGCAUUGAUGCCCGGAGUACCGCCCGCGAACUUCUAUCCUAACAACACUCCCAUGCGAAGUAGUUUGCCCUUGUCUAGGAAUGGCAGCAGCACGAACACUGUGCAGCAGCAACAGUCCCAGCCGCAGCAGCAGCCGCAGCAAGCAAACAACAAUUUCUACCCCACGCCACAGCCACAACCCCAGUCGCAGGGCUCCUACAACAUGUACCAAGAAACGGCCAUGGGUCAAAGUCCUUUUACCACUCAAUCACCUGUUUCACCUACGUACAACCUCAAGACCAGUCAGAAUGGUCGCAACCCAAGCUUAUCAUCCACUGUGAACCAACAACCCCCCAAUACCGCCCUCUCCGGAGAGACUUCCCAACCAGCAAAUCCGUUCGCGGGGCCAUUUUUCGACCCCAGCGACCCUGCUCUUUUCAACUUUGAUUUGUCCAGCAUGAAUUUUGAAAAUCGCUACGGUGCUCUUGAAUUUGGGAUGCUGGGACACAUGGCGACCGGGGCUGGAGAUUCGCCUACUGAGUCAGGCACACAGCGAGGGUCGCUGGGCCGCAGUGGAUCGGCGCAGUUCUCCACGCCAGCUCCUGGAUAUGGUGAAAGUCCGGGGAAUCAGCCUUUCAUGUUUGGCGAUCCCUUGCUGAAUGAGUGGUCAACGGGACAGGCCUCGGGCCAGCCGCAUGUGAACGUCGGCGGCGUGUAUGGUCAGAAUGGCAUGCUUCCGGGACACAUGAAAGCAGAUGGACCACAUGCUUUCGCUAUUGAAAGUGGCCCUGCGAACUUCACCAGCCCUGGAUCAGCGAGUAGUCCACACGUGGCUACCUCUACUUUUGACGAUGGGACAUUCAACGCGGGUGCCAAGUCCAACAGUCUUGCGCCCAACGGACAGCGACCGAUGAUCACUACACCUAGCUUGAAGCACCAACAAUUACAUGUCGGGCCCAAGCGACGUCAUCGUAAUCCGUCGUCGAUAUACGAAAGUGUCAAAGAACCGUAUGCUUAUACGAGUGGUUUCCACAAUCUCACUGCCUUCAUCCAGCGUCGCUUCUCACCACAGAAGACCGUGCGUAUCGCCAAGUCUUUGGCAUCUAUCCGACCCUCUUUCAUUGCGACCACCAAGACCCUUAAUCGAGAUGAUUUGAUUUUUAUGGAGAAAUGCUUCCAACGAACCCUUUGGGAAUACGAGGACUUCAUCAAUGCCUGUGGCACGCCCACAAUUGUCUGCCGACGGACGGGAGAAAUUGCCGCCGUUGGGAAGGAGUUUAGCAUUUUGACAGGAUGGAAGAAAGAUGUCUUGUUAGGCAAAGAGGCCAAUUUGAAUGUCAACACUGGCGGUACAGGACAGCCGCAAUCCGGCACAAGCUCACGUGGUAGCUACACACCCCGUGGCUCGACGCUAGAGAACACCAACGGUCGACCCCAACCAGUCUUCCUGGCAGAGCUUCUUGACGAUGAUAGCGUUGUAGAGUUUUAUGAAGAUUUUGCGCGCCUAGCAUUCGGUGAUUCUCGGGGCAGUGUAAUGACUCGCUGCAAGCUCCUCAAGUAUAAAACCAAGGAAGACAUGGAGGUGGCGCAGGAAGACAACGGAAAGUGGAACAACCACCUACGCAAAGGUGGCAUUGCCGGUGAGGCUGGCAUGAACCAGCUUGGGUUCAAGGACGGCAAAGUCGAGUGCGCGUACUGCUGGACAGUUAAGCGAGAUGUGUUCGACAUUCCAAUGCUUAUCGUGAUGAAUUUCUUGCCCUGUAUUUGA